UCCACUGUCACUGUCUAUCCACCGCCAUGUCUGCCAAACAGAUCUACAUCGCCGUCGUCGGUGUCGGCGGCGUUGGCAAGGCAUUCCUCUCCCAGCUCGAGUUCCUCCGCCAGCGUCUCUCCAAGCAAAACCCGCCAAUCGACCUCCGUCUUGUGCUCGCACGAAGGAGCAACAAGCAACUUUUCAGCUCGAGCUGGGAAGCAUUGAAUAUCAGCACUGUCGUAGAACAACUCGAAAAGUCAGGCGCGCCACCUUCACCAUUCAACGAGACCAUCGGCCAGCUGGCAAGAGCUCCAGGCAGGGUUGUGCUGGUGGACAACACUUCAGACCAGGGCAUUGCACAGCAGUAUCCAUUGGUUCUUCAGCGAGGAAUCAGCAUUGUUACACCAAACAAGAAGGCUUUCUCGGACAAGAUUGAUCUUUGGCAGAGCAUUUUCAGCUCAGCAGCCAACGGUACAGGGUCGCCAAGCAAUGGCUAUGUCUUCCACGAGUCGACGGUCGGUGCUGGUCUGCCAGUCAUCUCCACGCUAAAGGAGCUCGUGGAGACAGGCGACGAGGUCACGAAGAUUGAGGGUGUCUUCUCUGGUACCAUGUCCUUCCUCUUCAACUCCUUCCAGCCACUUGGCGGUGGAGGAGGCACGUUCGCCGCUGAAGUCAAGAACGCGAAAGAGCUGGGAUACACUGAGCCAGAUGCACGAGACGACUUGAAUGGUUUGGAUGUGGCACGAAAGCUCACUAUCCUGGCAAGAAUCGCCGGCUUGAACGUCGAGUCACCGACUGCUUUUCCGGUGCAGUCGCUUAUUCCAAAGGAGCUGGAGUCUUGCAAGUCUGGAGACGAGUUCCUACAACGACUUCCUGAGUUCGACGCUCAAAUGGACAAGGUCAAGAAUGAAGCCACGCAAGAGGGUAAGGUGGUACGUUUCGUUGGCAGCAUCGAUGUGCCAUCGAAGCAGGUGAAGGUUGGCUUGGAGAAGUUCGACGCAUCACAUCCAAUUGCCGCACUGAAGGGCAGCGACAACAUCAUCAACUUCUAUACUAAGCGCUACGGAAGCAAUCCAUUGAUCAUUCAAGGGGCUGGUGCAGGAGGCGAUGUCACAGCUAUGGGUGUGACCGGCGAUCUGCUGAAGGUCAUCCGGGUCUUGCACUAGACGCAUCAGGCCGAAAUAAAAGUUUUGCAUGACAGGCACAUUUGCAGGCCUCUC
Messenger RNA from Pseudocercospora fijiensis CIRAD86, 1202 nucleotides. RefSeq lists its product as uncharacterized. Gene Ontology annotation, biological process: aspartate family amino acid biosynthetic process; L-homoserine biosynthetic process. Gene Ontology annotation, molecular function: NADP binding; homoserine dehydrogenase activity; aspartate kinase activity. The record is from RefSeq and is a predicted model, not a curated record. The transcript has a single exon. Bases 27 to 1148 code for a protein of 373 amino acids. NCBI's taxonomy places the organism in Eukaryota, Fungi, Ascomycota, Dothideomycetes, Mycosphaerellales, Mycosphaerellaceae.